Molecule: messenger RNA, 378 nt
Organism: Bipolaris maydis ATCC 48331
Lineage: Eukaryota; Fungi; Ascomycota; Dothideomycetes; Pleosporales; Pleosporaceae
Source: RefSeq, a predicted model, not a curated record
AUGUCAUUCACUUUAACACGUAAACCAUCGAGCCCUAAUGCGGUGCGCAACGCACCCGUUCCACAUCCCAGUCUUACAGACAACCGAAGCAGUCUUCUUGAUGGCGGAGACUUUGAAUACCACUUGCCGGUUAAAGAGACUGGGCCUAGUUUGAACGGAAGUAUUGGUAGUGCUGUGUCCGUCUCGACCCUGAGGGAUCAGCUAGUGGAGCCAAGCACAUUUAUGCGCAUCUAUGAUUGCAAGAAGUGUUUCCCCAUUUCUCUGCUAAGAACACGUCUUUUAGACGAUGACAUCAACGCAGUGUUACGGAACGAAACCGAAUAUGUACGACAAUACGUUCUAACUAACAUUAAAGUCUUCGCUAAGCUUCUUCAUUAA